AUGUCUUCCAUCGUCAACGCGCUCAGCGACCUCUUCAAGUCUCUAGUCGAGCUUGUGUGGUCCUUCUUCACUACUGCCGGAGCACUAGUCCAGAAGACGGCCCAGUUCGCACUCAACUUCGCUACUGAGAUCAUCGACCUCGUUGUUAACUUCUUCCGUGGGCUUGUGGACCUUGCUGGCGGCAUUGUUAGCUUCAUACUCGGCAAUGUCCUUAUGCUUGGCGUCGUCGCUGCUGCUGUCUUUGGCUUCCUCCGGUACCAGCGCAGCCAAGGCAGACAGGUCACGGUCGGCAACAAGAAGCUAAACUAG
This is a messenger RNA of Alternaria burnsii, 309 nucleotides long. RefSeq lists its product as uncharacterized. NCBI's taxonomy places the organism in Eukaryota, Fungi, Ascomycota, Dothideomycetes, Pleosporales, Pleosporaceae. The record is from RefSeq and is a predicted model, not a curated record. The coding region runs from base 1 to 309 and encodes 102 amino acids. The transcript is spliced from 2 exons.